GAUAUACAAUCAUUGUGGCAUAAACGGGAAGCGUCGACUUACGACACAAACUCUGGUAUCUCCUCUGCUCCUUUGUAGCGUCCCGACCACACCAGAAUCUUCUUGUCCAGCUGAGAGGGUCUGUAGCCUGGGAUCUUGAAGCCGAGACGAGGAGAUGCUGCGUGAGAGGAUUACAUUACAUUACGUCAAGAACAUGGAGAGAUGUGCUCAAGGUGAUGCGCACCAUCGAUGAUCGCAUCGUCCACGCCCUGAACACCACCGUGCCCACGGUCUCCUUCUCAGGCAAAGUGGACGCCACACAAACGUGCAAGCAACUCUACGAAUCAAUGAUGGAGGCCCAUCUUAGCAGAGACAAAGCCAUCAAGACGUGCAUCACCCAAGCGUCUGAGGUGGUGGGACAACUGCGAGAGGCCAGAACGAAGGACGCCGACAACUUGGCUCUCAUCAAGCAGCUCAGAAAAGAACAGACCAAAUUAAAGCUCAUGCAGUCUGAGCUGAAUGUUGAGGAAGUUGUCAACGAUAGAAGCCUGAAGGUUUUUAACGAAAGGUGUCGAAUCCACUACACGCCCCCCAAGGUGAAGUGACUGCGUCCCACGCAGAUCAAACACUAGACGGACCCUGAAACUGUGACCUGCCGCCGACAUCUUGGCUCCAGACUGCUCGGACCUCUCUUCCUCCUCCGUCUUGCUCAUGUCGCUGUGUGAUUUUUGUCCCGCAUCGCUAACACAGCCUUCCGUGUGCUUCUUUGAUGACAGAAGUAUGAUUUUUUUAAAGAAGAUAAUGAAAUGUUUUCAAAAAGAAUUCUGGUGUGUUUUUUCCAAUGCACAAUUAGUCAGUCAGGACUGGAAAUCCGAGAAUAAUACAAUGAAAAUAAACACAAAAUAAUGUAUUGCAUGUAGUGCACCACUUGAGGGCAGUCAGUGCUCAGCAAAGCCUUUUGCUGUCACUGCGCCCCUCCCACACCUCAAAACAACCAA
This is a messenger RNA of Dunckerocampus dactyliophorus (ringed pipefish), 977 nucleotides long. RefSeq names its product mitochondrial matrix import factor 23 (gene mix23). NCBI's taxonomy places the organism in Eukaryota, Metazoa, Chordata, Actinopteri, Syngnathiformes, Syngnathidae. The transcript has 5 exons. Gene Ontology annotation, cellular component: mitochondrion; mitochondrial intermembrane space. The record is from RefSeq and is a predicted model, not a curated record. The coding region runs from base 216 to 584 and encodes 122 amino acids.